Molecule: messenger RNA, 2389 nt
Organism: Populus nigra (black poplar)
Lineage: Eukaryota; Viridiplantae; Streptophyta; Magnoliopsida; Malpighiales; Salicaceae
Product: sterol 3-beta-glucosyltransferase UGT80A2-like
Exons: 14
Coding region: 242-2113 (623 amino acids)
Biological process (GO): carbohydrate metabolic process
Molecular function (GO): UDP-glycosyltransferase activity; hexosyltransferase activity
Source: RefSeq, a predicted model, not a curated record
CGUAACCCACUCCAUCGAACGUGCCUCUCCUCUCUCUCUCUCUCUCUCUCUCUCUCUGGCAUCCUUUUGUACUUUAAUUCCCUACAGCUCAAAAAGAAAAAAGAAAAAGAAAAAGAAAAAAAAAAUCCCUCCAAAAUCCAAGCACACUCUCCCACGCACUAAACACUCUCUUUGUUCUCUCUAGAAUCUACCGUCAGAUCUGGAUCAGAACAAGAAGAGCUCGCCGGAGCCGGUUGCUGCGAUGGCGGAGUCGCAGCAACGGAGUUCGUCUUCUUCUUCGUCUUCUUCGAGUUCCGGAGAAAUCUCGGUAAGAAUCGAAGGGGAAAUCAGCAUUGGUGUUGAAACCAGCGGUGAUGGUAAUGAAUUGGAGAGCAGAGAGGCAGUUGAUGUUGCUUCAGUUAGUAACGGAAUCAGCGGCGGUGGGACAUCAAACACUUCAAGGGCUGAAAAGCCUGGUGUCAGCAAAUCAGAAUCAACUCCGAGUCGGCUUAAGUUAGAAAGAUCCAAAACUGAGGGGCAAAGGCAUCAAAAUAUACUUGCUGAAGAGGCUGCAAAAAUUUACGAUGACAAGCUUCCUGAUCAGGAGAAGCGUAUAUUGUUGAACAGAAUGGCAACUGUCAAAGAUAAUGGAACUGUAGAAGUUGUGGUUCCAGGGGAUGUCGAACCCCGAACUCUUGGGGUCGGAUCUGAUUAUGCAUGUAAUACAGUUGCUGAUGACGAGCCUCUUGAUGCAACAGACCAGUAUAUACCGCCACUGCAAAUAGUAAUACUCAUUGUUGGCACGCGAGGAGAUGUGCAGCCAUUUAUUGCGAUAGGUAAACGUCUACAGGAUUAUGGCCAUCGUGUUAGACUGGCAACUCAUUCAAAUUUUAGAGAAUUUGUCUUGACAGCUGGGUUGGAGUUUUAUCCUUUGGGUGGAGAUCCUAAAGUUCUUGCUGGUUACAUGGUAAAAAAUAAAGGAUUCUUGCCAUCAGGGCCUUCUGAGGUAUCCAUUCAACGAAAUCAAAUAAAAGAAAUUAUAUACUCCUUACUUCCUGCCUGCAAGGAUCCUGAUAUUGAUUCCAAAAUCCCUUUUAAGGCAGAUGCUAUCAUUGCCAAUCCUCCAGCAUAUGGGCAUACUCACGUGGCAGAGGCCCUAAGAGUACCACUUCAUAUAUUCUUCACCAUGCCAUGGACGCCAACUAGUGAAUUUCCUCAUCCCUUGUCGCGUGUCAAGCAAUCAGCCGGAUAUCGACUUUCAUAUCAAAUAGUCGAUUCGAUGAUUUGGCUGGGAAUACGUGACAUGAUAAAUGAUUUAAGGAAAAAAAAGUUGAAGCUACGACCUGUCACUUAUCUCAGUGGUUCACAAGGAUCUGAUUCUGACGUGCCAUAUGGAUACAUAUGGAGUCCUCACCUUGUCCCUAAACCCAAAGAUUGGGGGCCUAAAAUUGAUGUGGUAGGCUUCUGCUUUCUUGACCUAGCAUCAAAUUAUGAACCUCCUGAACCGCUUUUGAAAUGGCUUGAGGCUGGUCAGAAACCUAUUUAUAUUGGAUUUGGCAGUCUUCCUGUCCAAGAACCAGAAAAAAUGACCCAAACAAUUGUUGAAGCACUGGAGCAAACUGGGCAGAGGGGCAUCAUUAAUAAAGGCUGGGGUGGCCUGGGCAACUUGGCAGAACCGAAGGACUUUAUAUACCUACUGGAUAACUGUCCUCAUGAUUGGCUAUUCUUGCAAUGCAAGGCAGUGGUUCAUCAUGGAGGUGCUGGAACAACAGCUGCUGGUCUUAAAGCUGCGUGCCCUACAACCAUUGUGCCUUUCUUUGGUGACCAACCCUUCUGGGGUGAGCGGGUGCAUGCGAGAGGAGUAGGUCCUCCACCCAUACCUGUUGAUGAGUUCUCACUUACCAAGUUGGUUGAGGCGAUACAUUUCAUGCUAGAUCCCAAGGUGAAGGAGCGCGCGGUGGAGCUUGCCAAAGACAUGGAGAAUGAGGAUGGUGUUGCUGGAGCUGUACAAGCAUUCUUCAAGCAUCUCCCUCGAAAAAAGCUUGAGCUUGAGCUUGAGCCCGAGCCCGAGUCAGAGCCGUCAACGGAACCAUCAAGUAUUUUCUCCUUUAGUAAAUGUUUUGGUUGUCCCUGAAUCUCAACUGGAUCCAUCUGGACUUGGUGGAGGUGUACUCAUCUACCUGUAUAGCAUGAUGAGAUUCCUCGGUGGUGGUGUGUCUACUGAGUACUAACCGAGAUAGAAUAUACCUGUUUCGUGAACCGCCAGAGGAAUUUUCGACCACACUUGAUAAUUUGUAAUUAUCUCCAUUUAUUGCGGUCAGUAGGUACGUACUCGGCUCAACAGUUGAGCCGUUUCUUAGAGUUUGUACUUUGUAUGUUCGUUUGUGUAUAGCUUCACCGUUUUCGAUUC